GCUACAUUAUUAAUGAUGGCAGAGAAACUAAACCUGGCCGAGAAACCAUAUGUCAAGAAAGAAAGACACAGAAAUACUUUAGCCGGUAACAAGAUGAUGUCAAGAGCGAGACCAUGGUUGUGGAUCGGAUCUACUUGAUGUUACUGCGCCGAAGAAACCGUGAAACAUCCAAGUGAGGAGAGGUUGUCACUUUGCAGACAAAGUAUUCAUGGAGGGAGAACCAGACGAGGCAGAUGAGGAUGUUAAGGACAGGCCAACUGUGCUGUGGGAGAAGUGUAUUCAGCAGAGUAUCUUUGUUGACCUUAGUGAGGAUGAAAGUCUUCACCUGAGUGACCUGGAGAAUUCUUUUGCCAUACAUCUGUCCCAAGCAGAGUCUGCAGCCUCUGAGGCCAGCAUCCAUCUCAGUGGAAGUGCUGAGCUGUCAGCUUUAGAUGUCACUUCCUCAGAGUCCAGCACUGUCAGCAGUCAGAGUGAAAGACUGGUAAAGAGCAAGAUCAAGAGCAGCAAAUUGCAUGUGUCUGCUGAAAGACCAAACACCAUGCAAGGUGAGCCCCCAUUAAAUCAGGACGCAGGGCAGGAUACAAGCGACGAGGAUCAGGACGACCUACCUUAUGAUCCUUUCGAUGGUGACCUUGGAAGCACCUACUUCAACAAGACUUCUAUCUCUGAGGGAGAAAGAAGCUCAGAUGGAAGAGCUACUGUCCAUGCAAGUCCAGAUGCUUUAGAUUUGCUUGAAUGUAAUCAAAUAGAGAGAGAUGAUUUAGUUAAACACUUGUUUUCUGUUGAGCACAAUGCUGAGAAACCUGCAGCUCUGUUGCAAGAGGAUGCCAACACUAAACAGGAUCAUGUUUUUAAUGCUUUAAAGCCAAAGGAGUUUGCCCCAUCAUGCCCUGCAGACAUUAACCAGGUGUUGUUGCGACAUUUCUCCCAGGAAGAACUGCUGAGGCCUGGCAGGCUGAUUGAGGCAGAGACUCUGCCUGAGGUGUCCCUGCUAGAGAGCAUGGAUGGCACAGUUUUGAGCUGGGCUCCAGUAAACAAAAGCACAACAAAUAACAGUAACAAUUCAGAGAGCUUUGCUUGUAAUUCUGAGAUUAUUCAGAGUUCCUGUGCAGAAAGAUCUAAUGAAAAGAGUCAUGAUGUAAAAUCAAGUUUAGUGGAGGAGCCCGAAGAGAGACCUGAAAAGGUAAAUGCUUCUGCUUCUAACUGUAUUGCAUCCAACUCUCAAAGUCCAGACUCAAAACAGGACACAAGUGCUGUAGAUCUAGCAAAACAGGAAAAGUCCCAAGAAAAUGAUCAGGUGGGACAAGUCCCACUUGUGCGCACCAGGUCCUUCACUGAGAUGAAAUAUGGACAAGGCCAAGUCCAUUAUCCACUACCGGACUUCUCCAAGGUUGCCCCGAAGGUUAAAAUCCCCAAAGCUCCAAGUGGACCAGCCCAACCCCAACCCCUUCCCCAGAGCCCCAGCACCAUGCACAGAGCCCAGUCCUCUCCAGAGAUGUUAGAAGUGAUCAGCAGAGUCCUGGAGGACUCAGUCCAGCUGUCAGAGAAGCCCUAUGUGUUCAAAGAUGAGGACAAACAGACUCCUGCACUGGUGCAUCACCUGCAGGCUGAAUAUGAUAAAUUACUAACCAAAUAUGCUGAGGCCGAGAACCUUAUAGAUCAAAUGAGAGUUGGAACUAAUGCUCAGUCCUCCUCAGAGCUCAUGCUUCAUUUUGAGUGUGAGGAUGAUCAUCUAGAAAAUAUACCUUUAGUUAAGGGAAUCCAUAUUGGAUCAUUGGCUCCUGUCCUUCCCACAUCAGAGUUUAAGAAUUUGGGUGAAAAAAGAGAAACAAACUCCCAAAAUAAAAUCAAGGAGAUGAACACAGAUUCCUCAAACCAGCCUGAAGAAGGUCCAAGUUAUGGAGAAAUAAUGACAACAGAGCUGAGAGACAUCAUCAGCCAGUUCAUGCAGAGAGUGGAAGAACUCAAAAUUAGUGUAAGCAACAUGUCAGUGAGCCCAGCAGAGCAGCACAUGAUGCUGAGGGGGCUUAUGGAGGCUCAGGACCAGCUGGAGAGAAAAUACAUCAGCAAGAAAGAGGAGCACAGAGCUCUGGAGAUGCAAAACUACAUGGGCCUGUGCAGGAACACUGGCACAUUUGACCCAAACAGGCUGGUGGAGGGAGACAUAUUCAGGAUAGGGAUGCACCUUGAGGACAUAAAGGAGUUGAUAGACAAAAACGUGUAUGAACAGAUAUCUCCACCUCACUCAUCCUCCACUCCCACACCCAUGAGACAGACACAGCAUGUGAUGCUGAAUCCUCUCUGCAUACUUACACCUUCACCCCCACCAUCCCUGCAUGAGGGACCAUGCUCAGGUUUUUCCACUGCUGGAUUUCAUAUGGAGAAAGAAGAAGAAAAUAUGGAGAAAGUAAAGAAGGACAGCAGGGUCUAUGGAAAUGUUCAAUUACAGGAAAGUCACGAAGUUCUAACAACGAACUCUUUAAUGAGAAACAGCGGCCACAGCAGCUGCCAUUCAAGAAGCUCGCAGGGCUCUGUGGAGGGACUGGAAAUUCACACAGCGGAGACAGAGGAGGAGGAGAGGAACUCUGUCUUUUCAGAUGAGAUCGACCACAGUAACAUCUUAGCAUACUUAGAUGGAAGCAGCUCAUCAUUCUCAGGACAGAUACAGAGGACAGCCGACAGUCAUAGCACCCUGGUUAGUGUCCUGCACGCAGUGGGUGAGUGUGAUCAGGGAGACUGUGUGAGUCUCGCUGUGGAGCUCUCCUGUUUGUCUGAUGCACCCAGAGACUCAGAAAACCACAACCUCUCAGAGCCUCCUCUCCAAACAUCUUCUUCAGCACAGAGGAUUGUGAGCCCAGAGACUGACAGCGGAUUUGGAAGUUCUUACCUGAAUAACUCGGCUUCUGGAUCAUUUGAAUCGAAUCAGCUCACAGAACGUGUGCCGUCCCAGAAUGAUGGUUUAAGCAGCACAGACACUGAGGACUCCUGCUCCAACCUGCAGACGGCAAUCCAUUCAGCCAGCCUCCCCAGUCAGUUGUGGGUAAGCCCCAAUCAAUCUGUUGAAACACAGUCCUGUGGUGGAACAGCAGCAGUGGAGAGGUGGGUGCAGAGUACCACUAAGGAGCCUUUGGUCCGUUUGCAAGGAUCUGAAGGCAGCCCGCCUGCUCAGCUCCAUUACCACAUUCCUGAACCCAAACUCAGUGCCACCAUGGACACAGAUGACAGAGGCAGUCCACUUAACUCAUGCUCUUGUAAUAGCGAGGUUAUCGUAGCUUUGCAGUCAGAGGUAUACAGGCUGAAGAAGGACCUUGAGGAGGGCCUGGACCAGCUGCCUCACCUAGCACAGAAGAUGGACUAUCUCACCUCAAGAUACAGAGAGGAUCGUCAGGAGCGCAGGUCUAAAACCAGACUCCGAAACCAGCACAGACUAGCAUGCAACAGUUUGUGGAAGCCAUUAAGUAGCAGACAGCCUUUGAGCGAUGUUAGUUCCAGUCAGGUGAAGAAGGAGGACUGGAUAUCUUCAGACAUGGACCCCAGCAGGAGCAAAGGCACAGACAGUGGUGACACAGCUGGUUCUGAUAACAUGUUGCAGUUCCAAAGUACACCCAUAGGGAGCAGGAGAGGGACGGGCAGCGGGAGCUGUUCACCUGAGUUUACCAAUAAACUGCAAUCCAACCAAGGUCUGAGCUGUUGUUUCUUAGUACUGACUUUAUUCAAUAGUUUAAUUAAUAUGGGAUGUGUUGUACUCAAAGAUGUGUCACAUGUGUCUUAUGGUCCUCGGUCAGAGAGAAACAGCUCAGUUAAAAACUCUGUUCCGACCAGCUCUAUCUUAAAGGGAGGGAAAGAAGAGACUUCUUAUAGCCAAGCCAUGAAAAGGACACAAACAGCAGUCAUAGACGGGUUUUUUGUCAAGGAGAGGAGGCCUCUUUUCUCUUCUCCAUCUCUUCAGAAGCCCCUCCUACAAGUAAGCUAUGGCUCCUCCAGCAGCCUGCCUGCAAGCUAUAAAGUGAGGGAGCCACUGAUGCAGUCCACGUCCCGACACAGAAAGCGCUCCACCCAGUCAGACACGGCACUCCUGCCCAGCAAUGUGUACUUCCAGAGGACACAGACCCCAGCAUCAGCGCCCUCAAAGGCUGGCAGCAGGAAAAGCAGGUGCGGAGGAAGCAAGGAAGAAGAGAUGAGUCGGACUCUAGACCAGGCUAUCGAGGUGGCCCGCAGCAUGAAGAGGACCACGGACAGGAUGGCAAAGAGACUGUCAGCUGACCUGGCUGAGGCUAAGCUCCACAGGAAGCUGCACAAUAUUCAGCCGCUAGGGGGCAGGAAACACCACGCAUUGUAACAAGAAGGUUACAGAUCAGUUUACCCUACAAUCAUCAAUCUGCCAGUCCCUAUGUCACCUGAUGCUUAUAGAUAAUACAGUACUACCUUUCUUCUAAGCUGAGGGAGUUAUUUAAGUACCUGUGUUAGGUCAUGUCUUUUUUUUUUUUACAGAUUUGUAUAUUUAUACUUCACAGAACAGUCUGAACUCACUCUCAGAAUGUACAACCGUACAACCGUAUGUGACUUUUUUGUGAUCAUUUUAAAGCAAAUUGAUAUUUUUAAAGAUUGAAAGUCUUUUAUUGACUUUGUUUACAUUUGAUUUGAGGUCCUUUGACCACAACAAUAUUUGAUCAGUACAGAUCAAAACGAUUCCUAUACCUUCAUGUAUUUUAUAAAGGAGAAACAA
This is a messenger RNA of Labrus bergylta (ballan wrasse), 4726 nucleotides long. NCBI's taxonomy places the organism in Eukaryota, Metazoa, Chordata, Actinopteri, Labriformes, Labridae. The record is from RefSeq and is a predicted model, not a curated record.